AACUCUCGAAUUGAGCGGCUGUGGGUUGAAGUUGGCACUCAAUUCACCAGGCGAUGGAGGGCCUUCUUUACUCAACUCGAAAAUUGGCAUAUGCUUGACCCUCAGAAUGCUAAUCAUCUUUGGUUGCUUCAUGCACUUUUCCUUGAUGAUGUCAAUCAGGAUUGCUCCAACUUUCAGGCAGAGUGGAAUUGCCAUCCAAUAUGGGGUCCUGACACGAAUGACAAGAGUCCAAAGGACCUAUGGUUCCUGGGACAAACACUAUUCAGCGUGUAUCAUGACAAUUGUGAGGGUGUUCACCCUGAUGUAAUUGAGGAGUACUAUGGCAUUCAUGGUCGCCCUGCAUCCCGAUGGCCAUACCAGACUAGAGCAGGACAUCCUGCUGACGAAGAUGAAGAUGUAGAUGAACAGUCGCCUGACAUUAUCAAGUCAAUCAAUGAUCAGCAACGGCAGCAUGUCCAUCAUGAAGCCGUUGGAGUUCCUUCACAUAGGAAUGCUUUUGGUGCUGAUGAAGAGAUGCAAGGGCAAUUUUUUGCUGUUCUUGCCAAAGUUGUUGCAAGGCAAAUCACACCAGCACACUGCCAACUGACACCAGAUGAAUGGGAAGGUGAUGAGUAUCCUAUUUUUGAGACUAUAUGUGCUGGUCGACAAGGUUCAAAAGAGCUUCAAGUCUCCCUUGUGGAACCAAUUUGGUUUCAUAGAGCGACAUUAUGGUGUCAAGCCUUACUAGUUUUGACUACGUUUUUAGCCAAUAGGGAGUAA
This is a messenger RNA of Suillus subaureus, 759 nucleotides long. RefSeq lists its product as uncharacterized. The annotation marks the transcript as partial. The record is from RefSeq and is a predicted model, not a curated record. NCBI's taxonomy places the organism in Eukaryota, Fungi, Basidiomycota, Agaricomycetes, Boletales, Suillaceae. The transcript has 2 exons.